GCCGGCCGGCGGCCGCGGGCGGAGGGGGCGGUUCCACGAGUGUCUGCGGCCGCAGGGCGGGCGGCAGGUACCGCUGCGGCUGUGCCACAAGCUCGUUUUCUUCUUGGCUCUCCUCGUCCUCCGCCGGCGAUGAGCUGGGCCCCGUUGGGGACCGCACCUGCCGCCUGCCCGUCAGCCCGAAUCUGCCGACUUGACUUCGGCCUGGUCGUGGGCCCGACCCCCGCGGCGCGGUCCCUGAGGGGAGCGGCGGCCUCCUCCGCCCGGAGUCCUCGCCCGGGGGCCGCGCGGGGCGAGCGCCCUCCCCUCCCCUCCCCCGCCCGCCGUCCUCAAUGUCUCCCCGGCGGGCAGGGGGCUGCCUUGGAGACGCGCUGAGCGGCCCCCCCCGGAGGCCCGUCGGCAGCAGCAGCGGCGCCCCGCAGCCUUCCCCGGCGGCGGCGGCCUGGAGGAGCCGCGCACCCGCCGCUGCCCCGAGCCGGAGGAGAGGGCGGCGGGCGCCCCCCGGGGAAGAUGAAGGCAGAGGGGGGCGACCACUCCAUGAUCAACUUGUCGGUGCAGCAGGUCCUGAGCCUCUGGGCCCAUGGGACGGUGCUGAGGAACCUCACGGAGAUGUGGUACUGGAUCUUUCUCUGGGCUCUCUUCUCCUCUCUGUUUGUCCAUGGUGCUGCAGGAGUGUUGAUGUUUGUGAUGCUGCAGAGGCACAGGCAGGGGAGAGUAAUCUCUGUCGUUGCUGUCAGCAUCGGAUUUCUGGCUUCUGUAACUGGAGCAAUGAUUACUAGUGCCGCAGUUGCAGGCAUUUACAGAGUAGCUGGGAAGAACAUGGCCCCUUUGGAAGCACUGGUAUGGGGCGCUGGCCAGACUGUGCUGACGCUAAUCAUCUCCUUUUCAAGGAUCCUCGCUACACUUUGAGGUUUCUGUCUGGAAUGUCUUACUUCACAUGCGGAAACAAAUGUACGGAAUCCCUGGAAAUGGCAUUGUUAACGAGUGGAAAUGAAACUGUACAAGAUGUGGGGUGAGCUGAUCAAAACAUGCAGCUUUGAGCUGCAUGGAAAGAUUGCCCUCUGGUGUUCAAGUGAUUGCACUACUGCACUGCACCUUACGUGCCUCUGUCCCAGGCAAGGUGCAUCUGAUACACUACGUGAAGCUACAAGAAAAAGCACCUUGUUUAGCUGCCAAUCAGGUUAACAUUGGUGUUGAAAUCAUUGUUCUUAACAGUGUUAUGUUAAAUUACAGGGACAUUUUGAGGAAUUGAUAUAUGUGCCAAACUUUUUCCUUUUUUAAUGCUAUUGAUCAUGUAACAGUUUGCAAGUAGAGAUGUAGAUGAGUGUUGUGAACAUAUUUGACAUGAAUUCAGGUAAUAUAGUAAGAUUUUUGUUUUGUAAAACUAAAUCCCGUAUGAGUGCUGAAUAUUGGUUUUUAAUGUUGAGUGUGUCUGGGAUUUAGGGCUUUCAUACGUUUAGGCAUUAUUGUUAUUUAAUUUAUUUCAUAUGGAAAAUAAUACUUAGUGGAAAACUAGCUAAGCAAUUUUAAGGACUAAAAGUAGAUCUAUAGGGUGCAUAAUUUUCACUAACUUAACACCCUUUUAAUGGUUCCCCUUAUGGAUAAAUAUUCUGUUUAUAUAACUCAAAAACUUAUGGGUCACACACAUUGACUGUAGUUUGUGUAUCAUAAAAAUAUAAUUUGAAUAUGUUCUUAUAAAUUUUGUAAGAAAAAAGGUCUGAAAUGCAUGUUGCAUUCUUUAACCCUCCUAAAGAAAGUUUGUGCCGUGUAUCUCAUGGACAAAACAUCUUUAUAAUUAGUAUCUCAGUGGGAUUAUAUUACUUGUUGCAUUUAUCUUGCAUUUUGACAGAACAUAAACAAUCUUUCAUUCUGGAGUAUUAAGUGUAUUUAAAGAGUGGCCUAAAUUAGGCUUUGGAAACAAAAAGCCUCAUUUGUAGAUAAGUAACAAGUAAGUUAUAUAGGAAGGGUAUUAAACUAUCUUACUUUGGACAUGAGGCAACAUGACACUUUUGCUGAAAAGAAGUUGGAGAAUACAAUAAAUAAUUACAAAAUUUGGAAAUCAGUCUCAGCAUAUCAAUACAGUACUGAACGUGUAUUUGAUUUGUUUCAGUUGUUUAUUCUCUGUUACUUAAGUUUACUAGAUAGAAUCUAUGAUGACAUUUAUUAGAAAUCGAAAGGUCUUUAUUAUGGAACAAUUUGAGAGGCUUUAGAAAUACAUAAUUGUUUGUAAGAAUAUAAGAAGCAGGAAAAAUGCAGAGCCUGGUGGAAUUUGUCUCCUAAUGAGAUUUUUUUUGUACCAGGUUCGGUAGUAAAUGUGUUAACUCAAAGGAAGAACCAUUGCAGAUAAUAAGAAGUUAAGGACAAUCCAAAAAAUAAUCUGUGCACCGUAGCCUCACUGUUUUGUAACCUGACUUGGUAAAAAGUAGGUUUUUAUUAGUUUCCAUUCAAAUUUUAAGAACUUCAUUGCCCACACCACUUUUUCUCCAUCAAAAAAACCCAAAAUGUAUCAACAACUUAACAUUGAGAAGUUGGGGGGAGGGGGGGAAGGAUUGUUUUACCAGAAUGGAUGCCAAUUUGGGGGAUUUACUGUCACUAUUGUUUGGAAACUUGUUCUAAAAAAAAACAAAACAAAACAACACAAUAAGCAACUAUGCAUUCUUGGAAUCUUUGGAGUAAAAAUCUUAAAAAUUAUUCUUUUUAUCUUGUGCAAGCCUGAAAUUGUUUUCAUGUGUUCUUUAUAACCCUGACAUUUUCUCAAAUUAAAUCUAGGCAUAAAUUUUCCAAGUCAGUUUGAUUUCUCCUUUUCUGUUAAACUUGAAUUGUGUUCUUCCUUUAUGUGGCUAUUCUACAAAUAGACUAGGAAUUACCAAUAAUGUGUUGAAAUUGUUCCAGAUCUACAAAAUCAGUAUUUUAACAUACAGUUAUUUUAUCGUUUAAGAAGUUAUCAGGGUAAGAUAAUAUGGAGCAGAUGGUUCAUAAUCUAAAAUUAACCAGAAAAUAACUUAAACACCUUAAAUGUACGAGUGUAUGGACCAAAGAGGUUUAUACUACUGUUUCUCAGAAUGGAAGUAUAAUUGGAUGGUUAAUAUUUAGUUUGUAUUUUACAGUUAUCUCCUUACCGAGUUGCUUUUAAGUUAUGAAUUUUGUGUGUAUGUGUGUACUUUUAACUUUUGGGGGGGUGGAUUUUUGGAUUCUUUGCUGUUUUCAUUUAUUCCAUUGGGAUUUUGUACAAUGAUCACCAUUUUGAUGUUUUGGAAUGCAACUGAAUAGUGUGAAUUUAUGAAAUUGUCUUAAUAGCUAUUUAUAUGCUGAGUUGUUUUUUUUUUUUUAAGUUAGUGUUUUUUUUUCCUAUGGAGACAAGAAACAUUUAAUGAUAUAUAUGUGCACACAUAUUAUAUAUCUAUAUAUAAUGCUGCUAUAUAUGAAUACAGUCUAAUUAGAAAGCUUUUAUUCAAUGAACACUUUCAUAUUCUAGUGGAGAAUUUGAUAUGUUUGUUCAAUUGAAUGAUCUUUCAAAUAGGUUUGAGGAUUUUUAAGAUUUUUGAAUUUGGGGAAAAUUUUCUUGCUUUAAUUGAUAGUGCUGGAGAGCCUUUGUUAGUGGUAAGGGUAUUUUUUCUUGAAAUUUGUGUGAGGUUUAGCAGCAAAUUUUCUUUGCAAUAAGAGCAAGAAGGAAGGGGAUGAGGGGAUCCUCUGCAGUUUACACUCCUUUAUUAAAAAAAAAAAAAAAAAAUGUUUAGUAAAAUGUUGCUGACAGUGAAUCAAUUUCCCAAAGAAGAGAUUUUUGUAUGCUCAUACUAAUUAUUUAACCUAUUAUUUAGAGAUGACCAUAGAUCAGAAUUAGUCAAUGAUCCUUGUAUAAGCUACAAAUGAUCCUUAGCAUCUUUAGAUGAGGGAGGUACAUGUAAUCUGCCACAUGGGACAGCCCAGUUGGAUACCUGGAUAAGGGAGGUCCUUAGUGAUGGCUAUAUUCAAUUCUUGCAGUGUAAUUCUUAUUUUAGACCUUAAUGCUUACCAAACAGUGUUAUAGUUUUUUACCCAAUGUACUUUCUUAUUAUUUGCAGCAUAUGUUUUUGUUGCACAAAGAAGUGUAAGGGUAUCGUUUGUACUUUAAACAAGAGAAAUAAAGAAAUAAGCUGGACUGUAUAUCAUUUAUUUGUGACAUAAGGAACAAGGGUAACUUAAAAUCAAACAAUAUUAUUGGAAAAGGUUUUUAGGGAACCUCUAAUAUGAAGAAAGUUGGCAUGUUAAUGCCAGUGCCCCCAAGCUGACAUCUAUAUGUCUACAGAUUCAAUUUUGUAAAUGUUUUUUGUGACUCUGUACACAAAGUGGUGUACCAAGUAUUUUCUAUAGUAAGUACAGGGAUAGCCAAGAUGUGAUUCCUGCCCUUGAGUCCACUGGGAGCUAGUAGGAUGAUUUUAAAUCUUGAAAAGGUUGGGACAAUAUUUUAUGACCUGAUUUUAGUUGAGAGUUCAAGUCAUGCCCCCACCCCCACCCCCCAAUCUGAUUUUUCAAAUUCACCCACCAAGUAAAAUUUCAGGAACUGAGAUAAUAUUGUUCUGACAUAGUGAAGAGAGUGUAAGCCAGCCAUGUAGAUUGGAAUCCAGGCUCUGUCACUAAUUGUAGACUUUGAUAUAGAGCAAAUCAUAUCACCUCUCUGAGCUUCAGGUAGUUAUCAUGAGGAUUAUGUGGGACUAUUUAUGAAUGGCAAAGCAGUAUAUAUUUAAUAGUAAAUGCUCAAUAGUCAUUUGAAUUUUCUUUUAAAUUACCUCUUGCAAUACCAAUUCAAUAUGUUGUUUCAUAAGAUUCACCUAUUUGUUAUUGGUGGUGGAAAUGGCCUGGGCAAGCAGGAUUAAAUUAUGGGUUCUGCUUACCACUGAUUAAUAGAGAAAAAGGGUAGAGUUGGCCAGCAUUUACUCCUUUACUUUAUCCUGCUCACUUCCUUUAGAUUCAUCCAGCCAACAUUCAUUGAAUCUCUACUAUAUGCAGUUUACCAUGAUUGUUUUAGUGGUGGAAAAGUAAGAUAUAGCCCUUCUCUCUUCUCUACAUCCAUCUCUCUUCUGCUACCCCUAGGCUUUGGCUCUGCAGUGUAGUGCCAGUUUUGUAGGAGAAUAUGCCUGGGUUUUCAUGUCUCCCAAGUCCUUCCUUCCAUGGUCCCAGUGGUACUUAAGCCCUAUAUAGUUUUUUUUUUUAACUUAAAAGGAAAUACCAUAUUUUACAUUCAUGUCCAUUUGAGAAUUCAAGAGGUAACAAGAUGCUAAGAGUACUUUUAGAAAUAUUCUCAAACUACUUCACUCUUGUCUUUUUCUCUCAGAAAGUCUCAAUCAGAAUCUCUUCAGUCUUUGUAUUUUUAUUAUUAUUUUUUUUUAAUAUGGGAAGAAGGGGAAACAUUACUGAAGAAAUUCUACUAGAUCCAGAUUGCAGAGAAGUUUGGCAACACUUGCUGGAUAACUGGGUGAAUUACUGUCUCUUUAAUAAUCAGGGGUAAGGAUCUGAAUGUUUAAAAUUGACCAGCAGUCAAUGAAAUGGAGUCAUAAUCUCCCUUAACUUGUAACUUCUUGGAAGGAGACUCUCCAGGAUUAAAAGGACAUUAUUUGAUGACAUAUACUAAAAAUUUUCAACCAUGUUGUACCAUUUUGUAGCAGAGGUAAUCAAGAUGCUGUUUCUUUAUAUGUGAGACAUAACUUACUACAGUACAUUUUGAAAUCCUAUUACAGUUUUCUUGCAGUGGUCAAUUUUUCUCUUCUAACAUAGGGAUCUCUUGUCUGUGUAGGCAAUACAAUGUUGUUGAAGAGGUUAACUUCUAAGUGUUGCUGAAUCAGUUACCCAAAGAUGUAUCUGUGAAUUUGUUGUGGGGGUAGUCAUCCUAAAUAUAUGGAGUAUUUUCAGUAGAUGUGGAGAUGUACCAGUUAAUAUGUUAUUAAAUUAGUGGAAACAUUCAACUUUUCUGGAUGAGCUGAACUAUGAACUGCAAUUAUUUCUUCCCCUGAGUUUCAGGGAUUCAGUUUCGCAUUCUUUACAUUCAUUGCAUAUGUUAAACUUACACAAUAAUCCUUUCUCAAUUUUGAGAACUAAUUUAGCAGCUUCUUGAAAAUCUCCUACCCUUUUCCUUUCCACACAGAUUUCACAAUUUAUAAUUUUAUAAUUUAAAUAGAUGUAUAGUUUGUUGAUAGAAUCAGAAGUGCUGGUUUAGAAGAGCACUAUCAUCUCUGAAAACUGAGUGCUGUGGGCAAGUCAAGAGAGCAUGAACCUCCUGCAUAUUUUUUUUAGAUUAUAUACUGCACCCCCUUGUAUCUACCUUCAAUAGUAACAUGACUGUCCUCUUUUCAGGAAUGUAUUUAGGUAUGUAACUGAAACUGGAAAGCAGUGUGACACAAAUAUAUAGAAGGAACUAUAAUGCAUAAUCAUCUGAAUCUCAUAACUGUAACACCUUUUCUCCUAAAUAUAUUAUAGAUUGGUAAUUUCUAAAAAUCAUCACUUUAAGAGCCCUGCUGAAAUGAAUGUUAACUUGAAAGUACUACUGAUGAUGAAAAGUUGCCUUUGUUUUUAAAUUAAAGGAUUUGCACGUCAUCAUUAAGUCUCUUUGGGAAGGAAUGUUUUAAAGUUUUCUCUAUAGAAAGCAAAAUAGAGGCACUUCUUUGAAUAGUAAUAAAAAUUAUUUACUUCAGUACUGGGUGUACUGAUAGUCUAAUUGUUGACUAAGUUGAUACUGCAUGCGUUUACAAUGGAGGAAUUUUUUAAACGUUCUGGUCCUCUCCCCAAUACACACCCAGAAAACACACUUGCAUACACAUUCAGUCAUGAGCUCUAUACAUCUAGAUGAACAAAUAUGAAAUUCCACAGUAUUUUUCAUUUUAGUCAUAUAAUUUGGUAAGAUUUAUAUGAUUCUACCAUAAGUAUUAGCCCCUCACUCUAGACAAUCUGGGGUGAGGGGAUCAACUUAAAGUUAACUAGUUAAAAUAUCUUUAUUUAACAGUAAAAAUAUAGUCUACCUGAUAAGUAUCUGAAGAGCACUUUCAAACUGUGUUAACUCUCAGACCACUGAUGAAUCAUUUAGUAAAUCACAGUGCAGUUUUUAAAAGCUAAAUGAUGCCUUCGUGCCUUGAAAGUUAAGAUACUUUUGCAAAGUGAAUUUACCUAGAUUCAGGAUUGAUACAGAUGAGUUGGCUCUGUACAUGUUACUUGGGACUUGGAAUUAAGAGUUUAGGAAUGGUGUAAUUGAAACAAAUGUUAUGAUUUAAUAUAAAUCAGUUAUUUAGCCAUCAAUUAUGACAGAUGACAACUACUUUCAUUAUAUUUUCAUGAUGUGAUAUUUUUCUCUAUUUUUUCUUUUUUCCAAGUUAGUACAAAAUGGGGAAAAAUGUAAUCAAGAAAAUUAAAUGUGGGAUUUUAAGAUAUUUUGUUCUAAACUAGAGAUUAUAGUGUGAACAGUAAUAGUGUUGAGUUUUACAUAGUAGUACAAGGGCAGACACUUAUGUAAUCUUUAGAAAUACGUUUAUCAUCAGGGAUUUAUUUUUUACUAUAGAAAUUCUUAAUGUACUGUGAAGCUUAAAGACAGGAAGAAUAAACAUUGGAGGGGUAAUGCACAUAAACUAAAGCAUAUUUGAUGACGUGUACCCUACAUUAUGUGAACACAGUUUUCCCCUGUCUGUUAGAACUAUAAACUACACUGUAUGAGUAUGUGUACUGCAUGUUUAUGUAAUACAAUUUAAUUUUGAGGUAUUAUUUUAAAAACUAUGUUAUGUAUAACAACUAACAAGCUGUAAAUAUUGUAUACUAUUGAUUUUUAAUUUUAUAUAAACAAUUUUUUAUUUCCCAAUUCAUGUACAAAUCUCAUUGUGUAUAUAGCAUAAUUUCCUGGAGACGACAAAUUUUGCAGUGAAUUUUAAGUAUUUUAAUUGCAGUAAGCAUCUUCAUUUAGCCUUAGAGAUGUUGAUCUUUAUUUUAAAUUAUUUUUCACCACUCUCAUUUUCUUCAAAGGGCAGCAAUAAACAUAUGCAAGUUAUUUUUGAUUACAGAAAGUUGGGUCUACAAAAACAAGAUCUAGGUUCCAAUUCAUUGCUUUAAAGUAGAGAUUCACAAUUAAUAUAUCAUCCAGUGUCUAAUCCCAGGACCAUUUCUGAGUCUACAUGUUGCUCUCCUCUUUGUAAUAUACAGGGUGAACUCUUUACUAACACACACAAAAGAACUGUUAAAAGUGAAUCCAGCACUUAUAUGUCAUUACACAGAAUUUAUUGGAUUAAAAAUUUGUAAUAUACAGUAUUUUACUAAGGUUUCUGUAUUCAAUUUCAUGCACUUAUAUAUAAAUAAACCUGUCUUUAAAAGCUU
Choloepus didactylus (southern two-toed sloth) is the source of this 8322-nucleotide messenger RNA. RefSeq names its product transmembrane protein 170B (gene TMEM170B). Gene Ontology annotation, biological process: negative regulation of canonical Wnt signaling pathway. The coding region runs from base 508 to 906 and encodes 132 amino acids. The transcript is spliced from 3 exons. Lineage: Eukaryota; Metazoa; Chordata; Mammalia; Pilosa; Megalonychidae. Gene Ontology annotation, cellular component: plasma membrane. The record is from RefSeq and is a predicted model, not a curated record.